This is a messenger RNA of Prorocentrum cordatum, 1746 nucleotides long. The record is from the annotation of a GenBank genome assembly. NCBI's taxonomy places the organism in Eukaryota, Dinophyceae, Prorocentrales, Prorocentraceae.
AUGCAUGACGCCUGCAGGAACGAAGACUACAACCUCGGGCAGGUCCUGCGGACGACGUCCAAGGACAGGGUCGACGCCGGAGCGGCCCCCGGGCCGAAGUCGUCGCCGACGCAGGUGUCGAAGUUGCUGGGCCGCCAAGUCGACAAGGGGUACGACCUGCAGGAAGUGACCAGAAACUCGAGCAAGCAUAAACUCGAGGAGCGGCGGAAGAAACUGAACGACAUCUACGGCCACGGCAGCAAGGACGCCGCCGGUAGGCCGACGCAGUCGCAGAGCACCCCGAACCUGCCCGACAUCGGCCAGCCGCUGCUGCCCAAGCCCACGUCCCUGGCCCCCACGGGGAGCCAGAUGCUCGACAGCGUGCUGGGCAAGCUCAACAAGCCGAAGCUACUGAAUGCGCUGGAUCGCCUGGUGAAGGAGGUGUGCAGCAACAAGAAAACGCUCAAGGUAGCUUUCAGGGAGUUCGACCUUAACGGGGACGGCAUCCUCAGCAAAGAGGAGAUGGCCAUCCAGCUCCGAAAGAUGGGCGUGUCACUGCUUCCUUCGGAGCUCGACGCUGUCAUGAGGGCACUCGACGUCGACCAGAACGGCCUGGUGGAGCUCGACGAGGUCAUCGAGAUCGUGACCGCGUAUCGGGCACACUUCAGGCUGGACGAGCCGGAGAAGGUCGAAGCCCCAGCCGACGGUGAGCGAGAGAAUCUGAAGUCCCCCCCGAAGUCCCCCCCGGCCGGGCGGGGGCCGCCCGGGCGGGGGCCGACGGGCGCUGUGGGCGGGCGCCGGAUCGCGCAGCCGGGCAAGCUGUCCAGUGAGGACGGCGAGUCGGACCAACUGACUGCGUGCUGGCCGCGUUGCUGCAGCAACGCAGGGGUCUGCUCGAUAAUUACUGUUAUAUCCUGUGCGCUAUGCUCUGUUUGCAGUCGGGACCACUUCGCUGCAGGUAGGAUCGUGAAGCAACGGUCUUACACGGAGGUGGCGCGGUUUGCAUCGCACGCCGGGGUUGGGGGGGAGGAGAGUCUCACAGCAAGCAGCUCGCACGUCAGAACCAUUUCCCUAGCGAUCUCCGCCCCCGACGCGCAAGCCGUGUCAGUGCACUUGCAGCUGGCAUUGCCGCUGUCGUGUCUGGAUAUGUCUGCAUUUUGUUGGUUUCUCUCUUGCCUCCUAACUCACUCUCUCUGCCUCGGUUUCUGUCUCCCCGUCUCUCUCACACUUCUCUUGUUUUUUCGAAGCGCAGUUUUUGCCACUGUGACCGGCCAGCCGCCAGCAGCCGCGCACGCUGUUGGUUUAGAGCGGGAUGACCUGCUCGGCCUUUCGACCGAUGCGGCGGUGCUACGUUUUCCUUGCUGUCUCACCAGCCUCCGACGUUUUUUUCAGUCCGCGGGUCCAGAGACCUCGACCCCCUCGCGCCGGGGCAGGUUCUUCUCCCGGAUGUUCUGUUGUGGAUUGCCCAGGGGCCAGAAACUUCUCCUUCGAGGCGGAUCUUUGGACAAGGCGUGUGGCAGAAGGAUCAGUUAUUCGGACGUCUGGGGCUGCCGCGGCCGAGCUCGCAGCAUCCACUCUCGACAGGCGCGCGGCGCGCGGCGUGCGGGCAGGGGCAGGGAUGCUGGGCCUCCGGGGUGGGGUCGGGUACGGCCAUGGCACGAGGGAGAACGUGAUAUCCUUUGCGCAAGACCUGCUGUACAGGUGCGGCACUGCAGUGCGAGGGGUUCGUACCGCUCCGUGUGGAGGCUGCAGCGCAUGUUUGCUUAG